Messenger RNA from Rhagoletis pomonella (apple maggot), 1695 nucleotides. RefSeq names its product nuclear pore complex protein Nup50 (gene Nup50). The record is from RefSeq and is a predicted model, not a curated record. Lineage: Eukaryota; Metazoa; Arthropoda; Insecta; Diptera; Tephritidae. Gene Ontology annotation, cellular component: nuclear pore. The coding region runs from base 102 to 1601 and encodes 499 amino acids. The transcript is spliced from 3 exons. Gene Ontology annotation, biological process: protein import into nucleus.
CCAAAAUUUUUGACAGUCCCAAGCGUGUCAAAAAGAGUGGUUUCUGUGCUUUGGAAAAUAAAAAUAAUUGGUUUUUUAUUUGUAUUUCUUAUACAUUGAAUAUGUCUGGAAAAAGACAGGCAACAUCAAAUUUAAACCACGAAAACUGGGAUCAGGAAGAUGAGCCCGAAGAACGUGGUACAUUUCGCAAGGCCUCGGAAGACGUGCUAAAUAAUCGCGUUAUUAAGAAGGCGCGAAGAAAAGUAGCCACUGGCACCGUCGGUGCGGAUUCCACUGACGAUGGUGCCCCAAAAAGCGUGUUCAGUGGAUUUGCAGGGUUUGGGAAGGCGACCGGGUCAACGGCAUCGGCGUCUCCGUUCUCUUUCUUGACGAAAAUUUCUGCACCUCCCGCCGAUAGCACAAAUCCUACUGAUACUUCUAAAGCUACUCAACUAUUUUCCUUUGGUACCGUUGGUAAAACGUCUUCAUCCUUUGAUAAAAAAGAUACUACGUCUGUUGAAAAUGGUAACAAUGCGAAAGGAAAGACGAAUGAUAACAUAGGAAAAUCGUCAAGUUAUCAAAGCAAAAUAAGAUGUUUAAACCAAGCUGUAAGCGAAUGGAUAAAGACACACGUUGACCAAAAUCCCCUCUGCAUUCUUUCACCUAUUUUCAAGGACUAUGAAAAAUACCUCAGUGAAAUAGAAGAGGAAGAGAAAAGUGUGGAGAAACUUCAGACUAAUAUUGAAAUAACAGAUGAUAAAAAAAUUACCUCAGAUGCGGCGCCAUCAGUGGGUAAUUUUAAAUUUUCUUUAUCUCCGGCUAAAUCUAGCACGACCAUUGCCUCGACAAGUACUGCAGGGCCAAAAUUUUCCUUUGGCCCUACUUCUCCGCCAGAACCUACAUCAACUUCUUCGACUAGUACAGCCAAUAUAUCUAAAUCGGCUACUGACAAAAAUAACACAAAUACUUUUAGUUUCGGUAUAAAAACUCCAGAAAACCAAAAAACAGAAGGUGAUGCGAAAACCAUUUCCGCUCCUAAAGGUUUUAGUUUUGGAUUUAAAAGCGAUGAUAAACCAUCAUCAACGCCAUUCACAUUUGGUAAACCGGCAGGAACCAAUGAGGACUCAGCCAAAAACAAACCGGGGUCAUUUAGUUUUACUCCAGGCUCUACCCCAUUUAGUUUCGGUAAUAUAAAGCCACCAACUGCAAUUGCUGCCUCCACUUCUGAGGAUGUCAAUGAAGCAGAUGAUGAAGAUCAACCACCAAAAGUGGAAUUUAAACAGGUUGUGGAGGACGAUGCUGAGUAUUCGAAAAAAUGCAAAGUUUUUGUUAAGAAAGAUGGGACAUUUGUUGAUCGUGGUGUUGGGGUAUUGUACUUAAAACCCGUGAAAAACUCUGAGAAGACACAAUUGCUAGUUCGAGCGGAUACAAAUCUGGGGAAUAUUCUGGUGAAUCUAAUUUUAAGCGAGGGUAUACCAACUCAACGUAUGGGCAAAAAUAAUGUGAUGAUGGUGUGUCUACCUACACCAGAUGUAGAAAAAGCUACGUCGAUGCUAUUGCGUGUUAAGACGGCAGAAGAAGCUGACGAGCUAUUGGCAGAAUUAGAGAAACGCAAAAAAUAAAAUAACUAUUUUCAAAUUGUUAUAAAUAUCGGUUGUAUUAUUUAUUUGGCUUGCAAAAUUUUAACAAUUUUACCAAUAAAAAUAAUAGCGCACA